Molecule: messenger RNA, 2732 nt
Organism: Gracilinanus agilis (Agile Gracile Mouse Opossum)
Lineage: Eukaryota; Metazoa; Chordata; Mammalia; Didelphimorphia; Didelphidae
Gene: FAAP100
Product: FA core complex associated protein 100
Exons: 10
Coding region: 1-2667 (888 amino acids)
Biological process (GO): interstrand cross-link repair
Cellular component (GO): nucleoplasm; Fanconi anaemia nuclear complex
Source: RefSeq, a predicted model, not a curated record
AUGGCAGAGGACAACCAAAGAGUGGAUUAUCUGGCUGGGUUUUGCUGCCCAGUUGGGGGUCUGGCUGCAGGCAAACCUCGGGUACUGUGCUAUGAGUCAGAAAUCUACCUCUCCAAUGGGAGUGAAUUCGUCUAUAUCUACAACCAAGAAGGAAAACUGCUAAAUGCUGUGUAUAGGUUUCCUGAUCAAGUCUGGCAUCUGGAGCUUCUCACCUUACGUAAGGAGCUCUAUGUCCUGUGUGCUCGAAAUGGCAUUUACUGUUUGUCAUUGGACCCUCAAAGCAGGUUGAUGAACCAGGCUGAUGGUGAGGACAAAGAAGGUGAUUUCCCUUCAAGUGUAUUUCCUGUGGACUCAGACUCCUGUGUCUUCCCUGAUGCUACUCUGUGUGCUUUCACGGUGCUGAAUGACAUCAUCAUCACCCUGGCUCAGGGCCCAUCCAAAUGGAAGAUGAGACUGUUUGAGCAGCCCCAAGGCUCCGAUGAGGACCCCAGGCCAGGGAGCCAGUUCAGUGAAGUGGAGUUCUCUACCUGCAUCUUGCCAUCAGGGAGCAAUGGAAAACCCCUAGCCUCUCGCUUUCUCCCAGUCCUGUGCUGUGCAUCCCCUCCAGGGACCAGUGUUCCUCACAUACCUUGGCAUAGUUCUGGAGGUUUUGUGCUAGAGGAGACCCUCUUUGGUUUGCUUUUUGGAGCAGAUGCUGCCCUUCUGGAGUCUCCCAUGAUCCUUUGUGGUUUUCCAGAUGGUCAGUUGUGCUGUGUACCUUUGAAGGCCCUGUUGUCUCCUGAAGUGGCUCUUGGUGGCCCAGAAACUCCAGUCAAGAUACUUCAUCACUUAGAAGAGCCUGUGGUCUUCAUUGGAGCUCUGCAAACAGAACCAAGAAUCCUAGAAGACAUGGAUGAGAAACCACUAAAUGAAGAUACAAGCUGUGACUGUAUGGUAGCUGUUGGUCACUAUGGCAAAAUGAUUGCCAUUAAGUCCAGUCGAGAAGAAGGAGGAAAUUUAGUGCCAGAACUCAGAGAAUACUACAUUAGAGGACCUAUCCUUUGCGCUGCCUGUGGUGUGGGAAGCCGCAUGUAUUACAGCACCCAUUCUGAUCUCUCUGUGGUUGACCUUGCUUGUAACAGCAAUCCCUCAGAACCUGAGAAGAUAGAUAAUGCCCAGGGGGUCCUACCGCCAGUUCUGUCUCCAGCCAGUUUAAGUAUCUGUAGUGUUGUGACCCUUUCUGUAUCUUCUAGGGCACCUAAAGGUGAAGCAGAACUAUUGGCCCUGUCUGCCAAGGGCCGACUAAUGACCUGCAGCCUGGAUCUGGGUUCUGAGGAUUCUCGGCCAGUAAGGAUGAACACAGGAAAAGUGGGUCAAAAAAUUAAGGAAUUACUCUCUGGAAUUGGCAAUGUCUCUGAGAGAGUGUCUUUCCUGAAGAAGGCAGUUGAUCAGCGGAACCGUGCCCUGACGUGCCUCAAUGAAGCCAUGAAUGUGAGCUGUGCCCUGCUGUCCAAUCGGGAAGGACCAAAGCCCAUUAGUUGUACCACUACUACUGCCUGGAGCCGCUUUCAACUUCAGGAUGUGCUGACAGCCACUUGUUUGCUUGAGAAUAGUAGUGACUACAAUCUAGACCAGGGUUGGACCUUUUGCAUUCAGGUGUUUACUAGUUCCUGUGCCUUAGAAGUGGACUCUGUUGGCUCUGCCAUCACUUAUACCAUUCCAGUUGAUCAGCUCACUCCUGGCAGUAAAAGAGAAGUGACAUUACCACUUGGUUCCAACGAAAAUGGCAAACUAGACCUACCUGUGACCAUAUCCUGUGCACUAUUUUACAGCUUGAAAGAGAUUCUGGGCAGUGCUUUAACCUCUUCAGAUUCUCUGGAUGCCCCCUUUUUUGAUGACUGCCCCCCUGAUAUCCUGCCUGACCGGGAUGGUAUCUUCCUGCCCCUGGGUGAAUACACUGUGGACAUGCUACAGUGCCUUCGUUUCCCUAGCCUUGUGGUGGCUGAAGUGCAAGUUCCAGGCCUUCCCAGCCCUACCAAUGAUCCUGUGAAAACCUUUUUAGAAGCCUCCAGGGGACAAGUAGAGCCUGAACAUAUGAAAAACAUCGAGCCAAUAGGACCAGAUUUCCUUAGAGCCAAAUACCUUCCACCAUCAGUGGCCUCAGUCAAGGUAUCAUCUGAGCUGCUCAAAACUGCCCUGAAGGAGUAUUGUUCAGAAGUCCCCCUGUGUUGUGCUACUCUCCAGUGGCUAUUGGCUGAGAAUUCCAUAGUGGACAUAGUGAAGACACAAGUGCUGACAGAAGUCCAGGGGAUGGCCCCAGACGGAAAUGACAUCCACCUCCUCGUCCGAGAGGUGGCUGUGACUGAGCUAUGCCCUGCAGGGCCCAUCCAGGCUGUGGAAAUCCAGAUGGAGAGCCCCUCUCUGGCUAACAUGUGCAGGGUGCAUCAUGCAGUGAUCAGACGCAUCCAGGUAAUGAUCAUGGACCAGGCUGCUCAGGGUUCUAACCCACCUGAUCUCCGAGUGCAGUAUCUUCGACAGAUCCAUGCCAAUCAUGAGAUGCUACUUAAGGAGGUUCAGGCACUGAGAGAUCGCCUGUGUGUUGAAGAUGAUGCCAGUGCCAGUGCCGCUGCAGAGAAACUCCUACAAGUAUACAAGCAGCUGCGCAACCCGAGCCUCAUCCUGCUGUGACCCCUGGCACAGGUUCUUCUGUUAAACAGCUCUGACAUUUUACCUCUUGACUGCUAGAAAAUUUU